AACGCAGCCUUUACAAAACGGCUAAACCAACUCAAAAUCCCCAAAACCCUCGUCCCUCUUUCUCUAUCGUUCGAGCUCGGUCUCCAGUCAUCACCGAACAUCGCCUCCUCCACCGCUAGCAACAGUCGCGAUUCGCAGUCUCGCCGUCGACCGCCUCAAGCAGUAGGCGACGACGCCAGAGAAAUGGGUGCCAAGGCGAAGAAAGCAAUGAUGAAAAGAAUAAAGAAGGGCUCAUCUCAAUUGUCAUUUUCUAAUCGUAAAAAUGAAGCUGCUGAUUUCUUGCCAUUAGAAGGUGGUCCUGGGAAAAAACUGCUUCAUGGACAAGAGGAACCUAAGAAAAAUAAAGCCACUGUUGUGUAUAUUGGCCGUAUACCACAUGGGUUCUAUGAGGAUGAAAUGGAAGGUUUUUUUUCACAGUUUGGUACGAUCAAGAGAUUAAGAAUUGCCCGAAAUAAGAAAACAGGAAACUCAAAACAUUUUGGCUUCAUCGAAUUUGAGUGUCCAGAGGUGGCAGAAAUUGUAGUUGAUACCAUGAAUAAUCAACUUCUCUUUGAGCACAUAUUGAAAGUGCAACUUGUUCCACCAGAGAGGGUUCAUCCGAAAUUAUGGAAUGGUCUAAAACGAAGGUACAAGCCAUUGAACUGGACCGAAAUUGAACAAAAACGCCACAAUAAGGAGCGAACAUUGGAAGAGCACAAGAAAUUAAUCAAAGGAAUCCUGAAACGAGACCAAAAGAGGAGAAAGAGGAUAGAAGCUGCUGGUAUUGAAUAUGAAUGCCCAGAAAUUGUGGGUAGCAUCCAGCCUAGUUCAAAGAAAAUUAGGUUUGAUGAAGAUUAGGCUUCUGUGAGAUCAUACAAUGAAACGUGGUUUUGCAUCAGAAGAAAUUAAAGGAAAAAGAGGCACGCCUGUUGGAGCUUUCCUAUUUCUGGUAGAAUGAAAAUCAGCCAAAUGAAGGUGCAAGAACAGUUUUGAGUCGAUCCGACCUUUUGCUGCAACCAAAUUGUUCAUGUCUAACCGGACAAAUAUGUCUUCAUGUCUAAACUUUUUUUGGUAAACGUUUUCAUCCCAAGCUGCAACUAAGCUAAAAAAACAAGUAUCUUUUGUUAGGGGGAUCUCAUGGAUGAUGUAUUUCUUUAAGCUUUGAAAUUAGUAUUCUCUUAAAGCUUAGCACAUGAAACUUUUCGUAGAUUGAUGGUUGACCUUUUCAGGAUUUUUAUUGAA
This is a messenger RNA of Nelumbo nucifera (sacred lotus), 1221 nucleotides long. The record is from RefSeq and is a predicted model, not a curated record. NCBI's taxonomy places the organism in Eukaryota, Viridiplantae, Streptophyta, Magnoliopsida, Proteales, Nelumbonaceae.